UUGUGUUCAAUAACUAGCGACCUUGCCAACACAAUUGUAUUGUGUAUUGCUUUGUAUUGCACUCUGGUUGACCUGAAAAACGUACACAAAAGAUGUGGCCUUCAACUUGUUAUUCAGCCAGCGUAAUUUUAUGCGAGCUACUCUCGUUGCUGUUGAUGAUGCGUUACUAGUGUGUAUAUAUGACAAACAAACAUGGCGUUUGACUGCAUUGAGAAGGGUUUACGGUCAUUUUUCUUCAACUAUGGCGGUUUCAUCGCCAAACACCCAUUCCCGUUUCUACUUCUGCCGUUGGUUCUUAGCGGAGCCCUCGGUGCUGGUUUGGUGUUCCUUAUCGAGGAGCAGAGUGUCGAGAAUUUAUACACACCGGAGAAUGGGCAGGCGAAAACAGACCGGGCAACUGUGGAAGAGCUUUUUGCAGAACAUGGCGACAACAACACCUUGGUUACUCGUCUGACGAGGCUUGGACGAUCGGGGAAAAUAAUCAUAGAAAGGAUUGACGGUGGAAACAUUCUCAACAAGGCUGUCUUGGAAGAGAUUCUUAAUCUGCAUGAGACAAUCAUGAACAUAAGUGUCAUGCAGAACGGUCAGGCGUAUAACUUUAGCGAUCUCUGCGUCAAAUGGAAUGAUGGUUGUAAUGAGAAUGCGAUACUGUCUACUUACGACUACAACGCAUCCAUGUUGGAUUCGAUCACCCUGACUUAUCCUAUCUACAGUUCAAACAAUGAGGUUUCAUUCCUUGGUGGAGAGCUGGGAGGAGUGGUGUUCAAAUCAGGUUCAUCUGAUGAGGUCUUUUCAGCAGAGGUCAUGCAGUUAUCUUACAUCUUACGGCAUCAAGACAGCAUGGAUGACCAACGAAGUGCUCUAUGGGAGGACGAGUUUCUUCAAGUUGUUGAAGCCUUCAACGCAACUGAGAUAAGAGUCACUCGCCAGGUAUCCAGUACUCUUGAGACAGAGUUAGAUAAAGCCAGCUCCAAUGUCAUCAAAGACUUUAGUAUCACCUUUACUUUGCUGAUUACCUUCAGCAUUUGUUCCUGUGUGAUGUUGGACUGGGUACGGAGCAAGCCUUGGUUGGCCGGUUGUGGGGUGAUAUCAGCCGGCCUAGCUGUGCUCUCAUCGUUCGGUCUCAUGGGUUACAUCGGAGUACCUUACAUUAAUGUGGUGGGAUCGGCACCAUUUCUUAUUCUUGGUAUCGGAGUAGACGACAUGUUCAUCAUGGUUGCUGCCUGGCGACAGACUGACGUCAGACUGACCGUGGAACAGCGCAUGCGCCAUGCCUUCUCAGAGGCCGCUAUGUCGAUAACCAUCACGUCCAUCACAGAUGCUUUGGCUUUCGGAAUUGGCGCCAUAACGUACUUCAGAUCUGUGCGUAUAUUCUGUAUGUAUACCGGUGUGGCUGUCAUCUUUGACUACGCGUACCAGAUUACUUUCUUCGGUGCUUGCAUGGCUCUGUUUGGUAGACGUGAGGCGGCGAACAGACACUGCAUGUCAUGUAUUAAAGUCAAACCCAAGGAGGAGACCAACUCUACGGCGUACAAGAUAUUCUGCGCAGGUGGGUCAAAACCAUCAGCCGACCAAGGAGGGGACUUCAACGAUCAUGCCUUGAUGACAUUCUUCAAGAAGUAUUACGGCCCCUUUAUCACAAGAUGGUGGAUGGUAAUUCUUAUCAUAGUCUUAUACCUUGGCUACCUGGGUGCCGCCAUCUAUGGAUGUACCCAGGUACAAGAAGGUCUUAGUCUACGCAACCUCGCCCGAGAUAACUCAUACGCUGCUAACUUUCUAGAUACGGAAAGUGUCUACUUCAAGAAGUAUGGUCCGCAGGUUGCAUUGGUGUUCACCGAGAGAAGAGACGUCUGGAAUCCCAUAGUACAAGACAUCAUGGAACAGACUUUAGCAAAAGUUGAAAAUAACAAGUAUACGUUCAGUGAAGACCAGAAUUUGUCUGCUUCGUGGCUUAGAGACUACCUCGAUUUUCUGAACUCAAUCAACCUCAGAGAACCAACCCAGGCCCAAUUCGUGGACACACUCAGAGACGUGUUCCUCACCCAGCCAGCCUUCGAACAUUACUCUCUCGAUAUCGUUUUCAAUGGAACCAACAUUGAGGCCUCGAGAUUCUUCGUCGCAACGAAAGAUUUGGACACCACCGAUAAAGAAAGAUUCAUGAUGACUGAGCUGAGACAAAUCGCAGAGGAUUCAGAGCUGCCUGCCAUAGUCUACCACCCAGCUUUCAUCUUCUACGAUCAAUACACAGCAAUCUUGCCCAACACGCUGCAAAACAUGGGUAUCGCGGUCGGUGCUAUGUUGAUUAUAGCUUUACUCAUGAUCCCGAACCCCAUCUGUUCUAUCCUCGUUACUCUAGCUGUAGCCUCUAUCGUUACAGGGGUGAUUGGGUACAUGACCUUCUGGCAAGUCAACCUCGAUUCCAUCGCCAUGACUAACCUCAUUCUCUGCAUAGGGUUUAGUGUGGACUUCUCAGCACACAUCUGCUACGCAUACAUCGUAGCAAACCGAGGUUCACGUCAGGCCAACAUCAUCCAUGCUCUGUACUCCAUCGGCAUGCCCAUCGUACAGGGUUCCCUCUCUACCAUACUCGGCGUCUUAGUCCUCGCCUUCACAGACUCUUACAUCUUCCGAACCUUCUUCAAGACUAUGUUUCUUGUCAUUUCCAUCGGUGCCUUGCAUGGACUCCUUUUCAUCCCCGUUUUCCUCAAGCUCACAAUUCCCGUGAAGUCUCGCGUGGAAGAUUCCACGUCCGAAAUGAUCAUCGUGGAUGGUGUUCGGAUGAGGAGUCCUAAAAAGCACGGUGAGAUCAACACCGCGAUGUUCCCGGUCCCAGUCGACCGUCAACCAAAGCCGGCCUACGGUUCCUCCCAGGUGGCUCUCAGGCCGGUCUCUGUACCCUACUCCAUCAGUAGCCGUAACAGCAUGGCCGCAAACACCCCGUUGCCCCCGAGUCUUCCGUCACCUGAACAAGAUUACCUGCGAGAUUUGGGUAGUGUUGGGUCUUUCCACAUCCCCAGAGCUAGGCCCAUGUCAGCGCAAAGCAUGCGUCAAGACGGUUUUUCAUAAACCCCCCCCCCCCCCAAAAAAAAAAAAAAAAAAAAAAAAAAAA
This is a messenger RNA of Asterias rubens (European starfish), 3109 nucleotides long. RefSeq names its product patched domain-containing protein 3-like. The transcript has 2 exons. Gene Ontology annotation, cellular component: membrane. Bases 193 to 3066 code for a protein of 957 amino acids. Lineage: Eukaryota; Metazoa; Echinodermata; Asteroidea; Forcipulatida; Asteriidae. The record is from RefSeq and is a predicted model, not a curated record.